Molecule: messenger RNA, 1993 nt
Organism: Lotus japonicus
Lineage: Eukaryota; Viridiplantae; Streptophyta; Magnoliopsida; Fabales; Fabaceae
Product: cytochrome P450 711A1-like
Exons: 5
Coding region: 64-1788 (574 amino acids)
Molecular function (GO): oxidoreductase activity, acting on paired donors, with incorporation or reduction of molecular oxygen; heme binding; iron ion binding
Source: RefSeq, a predicted model, not a curated record
AAUGAGACUACAACAACACUCCUUCAGUUUAAAGAACCAAAACCUCCCCUUUUCUCUUUGGAAAUGGUGUCUAUGGAAUUGCAAUGGUUGUCUUCUAUUCCAAGUUUCCCUUUGGUUUCUGCAAUAUUCACCCUGCUAGCGUUAUUUGGCUAUCUAUAUGGGCCCUAUUGGGGUGUAAGGAAAGUUCCAGGCCCACCAACUCUGCCGCUGGUAGGACACCUUCCUUUGCUAGCUAAGUAUGGUCCUGAUGUGUUCUCAAUUCUCGCCAAACAAUAUGGGCCAAUCUACAGAUUUCACAUGGGAAGACAACCACUAAUAAUUGUAGCAGAUGCAGAGCUAUGUAAAGAGGUAGGAAUCAAGAAAUUCAAAGACAUCCCAAACAGAAGCAUUCCCUCACCUAUUUCUGCCUCUCCACUUCAUAAAAAAGGUCUAUUCUUCACCAGGGACUCAAGAUGGUCAACCAUGAGAAACACCAUAUUAUCAGUAUACCAACCAUCACGCUUAGCCAACUUAGUCCCCACAAUGCAAUCAUUCAUAGAAUCUGCAACACAAAAUCUGGAUGACAUUGACACCUCAAAAGAAGACACAAUAAUCUUCUCCAAUCUUUCUCUUAGGCUAGCAACUGAUGUGAUUGGAGAUGCAGCAUUUGGAGUGAACUUUGGCUUCUCAACAAAGCCUCACUCAUCUUGUGAAUCAAUCAACACUAGUGUUGACAACAUGGUUUCAAAUUGCGGUACGCAAUUGCGGCCGCAUCAAUCUGUAUUUAUCAACAAUUCUGGGAUGCAGCGGCAACCACAAUUUAAAACCCCAGUAAACAACAAUGCAGCAGGUGCUGCUACUGAUGAUGAUGAUGAAGUUUCAGAUUUCAUCAAUCAACACAUUUACUCCACCACACAGCUUAAAAUGGACUUGUCUGGUUCCUUCUCCAUCAUUCUUGGUUUAAUUGCUCCAAUACUUCAAGAGCCAUUCAGGCAGAUUCUGAAGAGAGUUCCAGGUACCAUGGACUGGAAAAUUGAGCAAACUAAUCGAAAAUUGAGUGGUCGUCUCGAUGAGAUUGUGAAGAAGAGGAUGGAGGAUCGGAACCGGAGUUCGAAGAAUUUCUUGUCACUCAUUCUGAAUGCAAGGGAAUCAAAGACUGUUUCAGAAAAUGUGUUUUCACCUGAUUACAUUAGUGCUGUUACUUAUGAGCACUUACUUGCUGGGUCAGCUACCACAUCUUUUACAUUAUCAUCAAUUGUUUAUUUGGUUGCUGGGCAUCCAGAAGUUGAGGAAAAGGUGAUUCAUGAGAUUGAUGAGUUUGGUCCUCAUGAUAGGAUACCAACUGCUCAGGAUCUUCAUGACAGUUUUUCUUAUCUUGAUCAGGUGAUCAAAGAGGCCAUGAGGUUUUACACUGUCUCCCCACUGGUUGCAAGAGAAACAUCAAAUGAAGUAGAGAUAGGGGGUUACCUUCUUCCAAAGGGAACAUGGGUAUGGUUAGCACUUGGAGUUCUGGCAAAAGACACAAGGAACUUUGCAGAGCCAGAAAAGUUCAAACCAGAGAGGUUUGAUCCCAAAUGUGAAGAAAUGAAACGAAGGCACCCUUAUGCAUUCAUACCAUUUGGAAUAGGUCCCCGGGCAUGUAUUGGUCAGAAAUUUUCUCUGCAAGAGAUCAAGCUCACUCUUAUUCAUUUGUACCGAAAAUAUGUGUUUCGUCAUCCACUUAACAUGGAGAAACCUGUAGAACUGGAAUAUGGUAUGGUUCUCAACUUCAAGCACGGUGUCAAGCUUAGAGUCAUAAAAAGAACAUAGUGAACCUAGAUUGUUGUACUACUGAUGCAGUGAACCAGUUGAAAUUCUCUUGAACAUUGUGAUUAUAAGAAAGGCAAAAUAUGCAAAGCCAAGGCAUGUAAUUUGCUGGGAUAGAUCUAAGAAAACAAUCUUUUAGUUAGUAACUUCUACCUAUGUUUAUUAAACAAGAAAAAGAAAUGAAAGAUCUUUGAAUGUGUAUACAAAA